Molecule: messenger RNA, 1838 nt
Organism: Pygocentrus nattereri (red-bellied piranha)
Lineage: Eukaryota; Metazoa; Chordata; Actinopteri; Characiformes; Serrasalmidae
Gene: ppifb
Product: peptidylprolyl isomerase Fb
Exons: 6
Coding region: 99-683 (194 amino acids)
Biological process (GO): cellular response to hydrogen peroxide; regulation of mitochondrial membrane permeability involved in programmed necrotic cell death; protein folding
Cellular component (GO): mitochondrion
Molecular function (GO): peptidyl-prolyl cis-trans isomerase activity
Source: RefSeq, a predicted model, not a curated record
CAUAACGGAACCUCGUGUUUCCGUGGCUGCACGGUUUCCGGCGUGAAGCAGACGAGUGGUGGAGUGUUGUCAAGUUUCCUGCGGCCGUUUGUGAUUUUAUGGCAAUGAUUAUCUCCAGAAACAGGAUUAAAUUCUGCUCCCUGGCCUUCACGGCCGCUCGCAUGUAUGCGAACGGAGCCCAGGCCAACGCUAACCCUGUGGUUUACUUUGACAUCGCGGCGGACAACCAGCCGCUCGGCAGAGUCACCUUCGAGCUGAACGCUGACGUUGUUCCCAAAACUGCAGAGAACUUCAGGGCUCUGUGUACAGGAGAACACGGCUUCGGCUAUAAAGGCUCCAUCUUCCACCGAGUCAUCCCAAACUUCAUGUGUCAGGGAGGAGACUUCACCCACCAUAACGGCACCGGGGGGAAGUCCGUCUACGGCCCCAGAUUUCCAGACGAGAACUUCAGGCUGAAGCACACUGGACCAGGUAUUCUCUCCAUGGCCAACGCUGGACCGAACACCAACGGCUCUCAGUUCUUCAUCUGUACAGUGAAAACGGAGUGGUUGGAUGGGAGGCACGUGGUGUUUGGCAGCGUGAAGGAUGGGAUAGAGGUGGUGAAACAGGUCGAGGAUUUAGGCUCUCGCUCCGGGAAAACCUCCAAGAGGAUCACCAUCACCGACUGUGGAGAACUCAAAUAGAACGUGCUCCGAACUCUCCGGCCUACUGACCGCUUAUCUAAAACACACACAGCAGGACCAGGUACCCAAUCAGAUUAAACCAGAAUAAAAAACUGAAAUCUAUGACGUGUUUCUAAAGGGCGGGGGGGGGUGUCUAACGAUAAUAACAAUACUGAUAAUUAUAUAAUAUUAUAGUAAUAAUAACGACGGUCUCCCAGUUUAUUUCUGUCUAACGAAGGUGCUCUGCCCACCUUCUAGUGAUCAGAUACAUAUUCUUCAUCAUGUCUGUGGAUUAAAGUCAAAUUAGCGUUUACGUGAUUCACUGUGUGUGUUUCAGAACAGCUGUCAGAGAGGGAUUCAUAAAAGAUUAAUAUGGAUAUGAGAAAAGAAAUCGUGAAUAUAUAAAAAUAGGAUUGAAUUGCUGUCUAAUCAGAGUUUGCAGUGCUGUAGUCCACCUGGUCUGUGUUGUCCUGCUCCAUAUUCCAGCUGUGUACUGAACGCUGGUCCUGUUUAUCCUAAUUCGGAAAGAUUUCGGCAGAUUAUCGUGCAAAAUAUCAACCUCCUGCUGUUGCUGUGGCAACAUGGAUCAAAGCAAGUUGCUGCCUUGUGGGCUACUUUGAAACUAAACUAAAAAGCAGGGCCUUUUUUUUUAGUAGUGACUUGCAGGAGCGCUCAACAUCUUCCACGUUUACAGCCGUGAGUAGCUCCUCCCGUUCCGGUGGGCUGCAGCACUGAAGCUGGAAACACUGGACUAAAUGUAGCCUUUACAUUCUGGAGCUGAAUCUGGAUUAGAUGAAUCUGGAUUAACCUCAGUGCUAAUGUGAACGGUACAGUCGGUUUGGGAAAACGAGCAGGAACGUUAGCACUUAUAAAGGACUUUGUCCGUUCAGGGUCAGUGGGUAUAAAUGACAUUCGACUAUAAACUGUGUAUGAAAUCCAUAAACUUGAAACAAUGUGAAAUAUUAGAAAAUUCCCAUCUGAAUUAGAGCCAAUGUGAAUGUUUGUACUGAAACCCUGUCCACUGAGUGUGUGUGUGUGUGUGUGUGUGUGUGUGUGUGUGUGUGUGUGUGUGUGGAGUGGAUUUUGGUGUCAAAUGCUGUUUCAUCUGGACUGACUCCAGUUUCUGUUGGACUGUGACCUCAGGAAUAAAAAAAACAUUGCCAUGAAAUAUACUGA